AUGACUGCCGAUAGACUCCAUGACCACUGUAUUCUGACCCUGGCCACAAGCAAGCUACCCUGUGCCAUGUCAACUAUAGAGAUCACAGAGAAGCUGGAGCUCAAUAAGUUCUCAUCAAACAGAGCACGCCAUAUUCAAGGGACCAGUGCAGUGAAGGGAAAAGGGCUGUAUGAUGGACUGGAUUGGUUGAAGGACACUGACAGCCAAAAGAGGUGGUCAUGA
Messenger RNA from Geodia barretti, 222 nucleotides. The record is from the annotation of a GenBank genome assembly. NCBI's taxonomy places the organism in Eukaryota, Metazoa, Porifera, Demospongiae, Tetractinellida, Geodiidae.